Messenger RNA from Protopolystoma xenopodis, 714 nucleotides. Lineage: Eukaryota; Metazoa; Platyhelminthes; Monogenea; Polystomatidea; Polystomatidae. The record is from the annotation of a GenBank genome assembly.
AUGCAAUCAAUUGAAGAAUGUCCUUCUCACUUAACCAUUCUUGACGAAAAAGAGGUCAACGAUACCUUGAGGUCCGGCUAUUCACAAGCAGUCUCUUCGUCACCUAGCUCCCCCGGUCUCUCUGCACCCCAUCUAUCUCCAGUGGGCCUCAAACCCCAAAUCCUUCUUGGUUCCUUGACCUCCACUCAUAUAGCUAUCACUUCUCAUCGUGACCCUAGCUUCGUACCAAUAACGACUAGUGUAAACACAACCACUUCGAUCACAACCACUUCAAUCAAUACUACUUCAGCACAUGGUGGCUGCCUCUCCUCCUCGCCUACCUCCAAAUAUCGUCGUUUCAGUCCUUUUAAUUCUUCGUGUCGAUCCAAGCAACCUAAGUCUCCUGCUCUGAAGCUGGAACAUGAAGAAAUCGGUGAUCACAUCAGUCCCGAAGAUCCUUUUUAUGAGAAGAUACGAAACGUCGAACUGGUCAGUUUAGAUUCGAGGCUCCUCUUGAGCAAUUUUUUCAGCAAUAUCGUUCAAGAUCAUGCUGACUUACAUAUUAACCCCAUAUAUUUUAAAGCAUAUUUUUUGUACGUAGUAACAGUCCGUGUAUUUCAUUUUGCCUUUUUGAGUCACAAUCCAAGCUGGGCAGCAACACUGCUUGACAAUGCGACAAGCCACUCAUUCAUUUUCAUCUACCUUAAGAUACUAUUAUUAUUAUUACCGUUAUAA